This is a messenger RNA of Protopolystoma xenopodis, 711 nucleotides long. The record is from the annotation of a GenBank genome assembly. NCBI's taxonomy places the organism in Eukaryota, Metazoa, Platyhelminthes, Monogenea, Polystomatidea, Polystomatidae.
AUGGCGAAGAGCUUGCGCCGACUUAUCGAAUCCUAUUUCUUACGUAGAACGAAAAAUCAAAUCUCACAAAUUCGUGAUCUGUCUGGUUCGGACCCCUUAACUACGUCAGGGGGGAAAAAGUUUCAGAAAUUGCCCAGGAAGAAUGAGUUUGUGAUAUGGAUAUAUCUUACACAACUUCAGCCAAAGCUCUAUCUCGACUUUUUGCAAUCAGAUCGCAUUCGAGAGCUUUUGCUACCGGGCACCAAGCGCUCUUCACUCAUUGAACUAGUUAUUCUCAAAAGGCUUUGCGAUCACCCCAGACUCUUGUCUCCCCGUCAAUGUGCCAACUUAGACCUAGAUUCUCAAGAAAACUAUUCUCCGGAAAAUUGUAUAGACGAAUUUAAAUUGAGCGCUCUUCCUCCUGCGAAUCAAUUGCUUGCUGAAUUUAAUAAGCUCGCUUUCCUUGUAUGUCUUCUGGAAAGCUUUAUCAGAGAUUCUAAUGAAUCAGAUGCUUCACUCAAUCGUACUCUUAUAUCUUCUCAAAGUCUACGACUUUUGGAUAUUAUUGAGAUUGUACUCAAUUAUCGAAACACUAUCCUUAGGUCUAUUGGAUCACGUAUUCUUCACAAGGUUGCUAGACUCGAUGGGCGUCUCACUAAGCCGGCUGAGCGGCAUGAGGUGAUUAACACCUCUAAAGAUCAAUCAUAUACCACGAUGCUGCUAACCUCAUAG